AUGUCUUCAAUUGCACGCCCUCCAGACCCUUGUCUCGUGGCCAUCAUCCUCAUCGUCCGCUCGCGCGCCGGCCCUCGCUUCGUCUUCCACUACCCGCCUAACCCGCUCGUCGAGAACGGCCUCCGACCAUCCCACAAGGGACGCCGUAUCUCGCGCUCCAAAAGCGCCCAGACAGCCCGAAGCAAUGACUCCAGCGAAAGCGACGCGAGCGGGUCGACGUCCGACGAAGACGAAGAGGAUGUCCCCAACAAUCAGAGUCAGAACUCCACGCAGACACACCUAGCGGUGAGCGCGACCUCCACCCGACGGGGGAGCGCCUUUGGGCUCGAGGACCGUGCGUCCGUGUCCGCCUCACCGGUGAGGGACUCGCAUCGACCGAGCUCGAUCGGCUCCGGGAGGGCGCUGCGGAAACGGGGGGAGAACUCCGAUGCUGAGGACGCAGGCGCUCUCUCGGACAGACCGGACGAGAAACCAUCUGCGGGUGGCGGCGGAGGAGCAGCUGGGGAGGUACCGUCGCACAUGCCCUGGGAGUCGCUGCUGGGGCUUCCCGCAGAGGUGUGGGAGAAGCUGCUCAGUCCGUCGCGGACGUGGCAUAAACGGCGGUUUGAGGUCGGGGUCAACGACCUGGCGUUUGUGGGGUGGCCGGUCUUUGUCCGGGAGGAUGGCAAUUGGCGGAAAGAGAGGCGGAAGAAGAAGGACAAGAAACCGCAUCCCGAGUGGGAGGGUGGUGAAAUCGGACACAACGAGAAUGGGGACGAUGUCGCAGAUGAUGGUACCAAGACCAUGGCUGCCUCGACGGAGACGCUGAGCCCGCACCCGAUGACGGCGUCGGAGAGCCAGCGCGCGUCGGUGUCGAGCCUUCUGUCGCAGAAGGCGCCCAGUGAGGUUGUAGAUGAGGAUACUAAGGACUCCAUGACCAUGUUCAACGUGGUGUUCGUGCUAGACCCCCCGCUGCUGGAGUACUCCGUCCGAGUUCGCGAGAUCUAUGACAAUAUCAUCAAGAAGUUCGCCAAAGCGCUGAAGUGGGAGCAGGCACGAACUGAUUACGUUUGGAACGAAGCGCAGCUUAUCUCGCACCUGAAGGAGAAGGCCAAGGAAAAUAGGACGUCUGUCGGUGCCCUUUACGCCGACCUCAUAGCCCAGUCAUCGCUCGCGCGGGCGAUCUACACCGUCUACUCCAGCAUCUCGGCGUCGAAGAUCGCCUCGGUCGCGCUCAGCCCCGAUGUGUCCAUUUCCCUUCAGAUACCGCCGCUGACCUCAACGCCCUAUCUGGCCUGUCCGACGGACAAGGCGUACCCGGGCCUCUGGCUGACCACCGCCGAUAGCGUUACUCCGACGGACGAUCCAACGGCAGACGAGAAUAGCGCACCGCACCAGGUCCCGGCGAAGCAUUUUGCCUUGUUACUUCUCGACAACGAAGCGUCGAUCCUUAAGGAUGUCGAGGCAUCAGGAGGCGCCCUUGCUCCGGCACUGGCCCACUAUAUCCGAUGCUCGAAGCCCACCAAGUCGUUUGCCCAGAUCUCCGCCACAUCCGGAAUACCGCUCUCCACAAUCCAGUCCUUAGCCAGCCACCUAGUUUACUGGCGACGCGCGCGUGCCAUCCCGCCGCUCCACCAGCGCGAUACCUACAUUGUGUCGCCCAACUGUGAUCUGAGCAAACUGGAGGUCGCGACAGCCGCCUAUUCCCUGGCAUUCCCAACCCUUCCCAGCCUGCCCAAAAUGCUGUCCGCGUUGAGUGGCACCCCGCGGGCAUACGGGAGCUUCAUCCCGAGCAAAGACCACAAGGACACGUACUUUUCCAUCCUCGCCUGGCUCCUGCGCGGCGGAUGGGUUACCCAGCUGCGCUCAUUCGCGCGUGUCAAAGUCUCUCCCGAGAUCAAGUUGGCCGUCGAAACGGCGCUUCGACGAGAGGAGGUAGACAAGUACCUACGAAAGGUCGACCGCGAACGAAACAGCGCCAAGCCCGAUGACGACGACGUCGCCAACGAGGAUUUCGACGACAACGUCUCCUCGUCAUCAUCCUCACUAGACAGCCACGGCAGCGGCGACGAGACACCCAUGCCGGGCCGACGGCGAGCCGACCACGAGCUAGACGCAUCGCGGUCCCUCGUCGACCGCAACGCCUCGCUCCAGACCUCAUCUCUAAUUCUAUACCCACACCGCGCCUCGCCUCUCGAAUCGCGCUGGCUCGACGAGAUCGUAUCCCAGUUCCCGGAGCGCCCGGGGCGGUCGAACGGGGCAGCAGCCGACACCGGAGACGGCGAGUACGCGGGACUGCGGCAGCCGCUCAAGAAACACUGGCCGACUUUCUCCAAGUACUUCAACGGGUUUGAUGCGCUGGAGAAGAUCCCGAUCCGGGAGGGGCUGAAGCGAAAAAUGGUGUGGCAGAUCCUGACGCGGUUGGGCUUGUUGACGGGGCCGCAGUCGACUGUGGAGGUUGAUCCAAGGGAACAGGUUCUGGUUACUAUGAGGCAUUGGUAA
Molecule: messenger RNA, 2481 nt
Organism: Aspergillus campestris IBT 28561
Lineage: Eukaryota; Fungi; Ascomycota; Eurotiomycetes; Eurotiales; Aspergillaceae
Product: nitrogen permease regulator 3 family protein
Exons: 2
Coding region: 1-2481 (826 amino acids)
Biological process (GO): positive regulation of autophagy; cellular response to amino acid starvation; negative regulation of TORC1 signaling
Cellular component (GO): GATOR1 complex
Source: RefSeq, a predicted model, not a curated record